CGCAUUUUCCAGAUCACCACACUCUUCUCUCCCACAAACCUUUCUUUACUCCAGUCUGGUUCUGUGUCUAUCCCUCCUCUUUUCUUUUUCCACUGGUCCCCUUUCUGUCUCCUUUUCAUUAUUACUCAUGUUCACGGUUCCCUAUCUAACAUCCUGCAACCAUUGCCGGGAGAAGAAGCGCAAGUGCAACGGCGAGAAGCCCACAUGCAGCCUGUGUCGGGCGCAUGGCGUGCCUUGCGAAUAUCGGCGAUCAAGGCGUUUCCGGAAGCGUGUCCAAGCGCCGCAGGCGAUGCCCUUACACACAAUAAUGCCAGCGCCGGGGCAGCAGGCGCGCAGUGACACUCCUAACCGCCCGAGGCAGGACUCGUCAGCACCCCCAGCUAGCUACUUUAUCCCAGUACAGCCGCAACAGCCCAGUAGCACAAUCGCACCAGCCAACUCGUAUCCAGUGGCAUCUGUAUUCCCUCAGCAGCCGCAGCGAUUCUCGGCACCACUGUCGACACCCGCGCAACAGCAGCAGCAGACACCUAGUACGAGUGCACAGCUGCCGAACAAUGUAGCGGCUCUGUCGAGAUUGCUAGCUGGAGACAUGUAUCCACAGACACAGCAGCUGCCGCAGCCGGUAUUGCAAGGGAUUAAUACGUACAUGUCGCCGUUUGCGAAUCCGUGGAGCCAGUCGUCGCUGCCAGAGUGGAUUGGGCAGCAGAAGCCCGAGGCUGAAAUUAUUUCAAACCUGGAGAACAUCGCCAAUGCACAUUCAACCUCGCCGCUGCUGCAGACGCAGUAUGCAACCAGUCCCGGAUGCAUGCCGUUUAGCAACCUGAAUACCCAGCUGAUGUCCAGCCUGGAUCCGUUCCAAAUCAACCAACUGCAGCAGCAGCAGCAGAUGGAUAUUGCACUCAACGGCAGCCAGGAGUCAUCGCUGAUAGAGUCGCUCAGUUUGCCAACGAUGCUGUCGUCGGUGCCUGCCAGUGUGGCUGGGAUUCCAAUUAACCAGGCAACUGGCGGCAUGAACUCUGCAUAUAGCAGUGAACUGGGGAACAGCUCGAUGCACAGUCAAUCGCCAUCGACAAUGGACAUGGGAAACAGCCCAGGCGCCGGACGGCUGCUUGACGGCGAGCUCCAGCGACUGGCAGGCACUGCCGAUAACCUGGCCAGCGGCGGAGCACCCAAGCGCAACUCCACCACCGACACGUCCGAGAUGGCAACGUCGUUUUCGCAGCUGCUGUCAUCGGCAGAGGCGACGCCAAAGUCAGCCCAGGCAGGCAGCUUCUCGACCUUUCCUGCGCAGCGUCUCAAGACACAGCGCAGGCGUAGCCGUAGCGAGCUGCCAGCAGUUACCAGUGCGCAGCGACUCUCAGACUUCUUUCGCCAGGAGGUGCUACUCCGAGUCAUUCGCAUGGUCUUCACACGUACGCGCACGUCGCUUGUCAACGUCGACAUUGAGCUGGCGUGGUUCAUGAUGCUCAGGGGUGUGAUCCCGCGGAUCUGGCUGUUUGCAUUUAUAGCCAGCAUGGCGCGAGGCCACGUGAUCGACCAAGCCCUGGCGCAGCAGCUGCCGGCGAAUUUCGACGAGUCGUGCUAUGAGUACGCAGUGCGCGAUGUGCCGCUGGUUGCGGCGUCGCCGUCGUUGUGGAGCGCGCUCAGCCUGCACCUGAUUGCUCGAUACGAGUUCCAGUCGGCUCGGUACGAUCUGAUGCAGCAGCACUUUGAGAUGGCGGCGGAUAUUCUGGCCAAGACAAAGUUCCACGGGUACGCGUUCCCGUGGACCGAUGUGCCCGAGGCCGAGAAGCAGUCGUUCGAGUUUGACUACUACGUGUACACGUACUGGGUCGGGUUCCAGUGGCACCUGGUGUGCUGCUUCAACCUGGACCGACCGUUUAAUAUGGAUCUGGAGCCCACGGCAAUGCCAAUACCGACGUGCGGGCGCGGGUAUUUUGCGCCGAACCUGCCGUGCAGCUUUGAUCUGCUAACGAUUCUGCCGGCGAACAGCUGGCCGCAGUCGAGCCAAAACAAAGGUCUGACCAAGGUUCCGUUCCGUGGGUUCAGCGACACAGAGUUCGAGGCGUGGCGGCCGGCCGAGUGGAAGACCAUUGCGCCCAACUACAAAAUCACCGUGGCGCUGCAGCAGAUGCUGCCGCUGGGGGCGAUGCUGUACCGGCUGCAGUGCGAGUUCUGCGAGGGCAAGCUCACACUGGUGGACUAUCUGCAGAGGCUGCGGAUCAAGCAGGAGCGGCUGAACCGGUGGCAGUACUCGCUGCCCGACGAGUUCGAGAUCACGCCCGAGCUAGUUGUGCGUCUGUAUGCGGCAGGCAAGACCUGCGCAACGCCAGGGGUUGAGAGCAACAUCAUGAUGAACUUUAAGGAGCUGGUGAUGACGCUCGGACUGUACAACUCGCUGGUGAUCCGCGCCAACCGCGUGGCGCUGCUGGGGAUGCUGCGUGAGGAUCUGGCGAGCCCAGCCACAUCGAUGCAUAUGCGGGUAUUUGGGAUCCGGGAUUACAUUGAGGCGCAGAUUCCGCAAGACGAUGAGCGCGGCAACAACGGGCUGUGGCAGCGCAACAUGGAGUUCCACCGGUGCCGGUCGCUGUGCUACGAGUCGAUCGAUAUCCUCUGCGAUGUGGUGCAGAUCAGCUUUAUGCUCCGGCUCAACGUGUUUACAUAUGGCACAACAUAUGUGGCCAUUGCCGGGGAGAUGAUCAAUGUGCUGAUCAGCCAGCUGGGCAUCAACGACAGGCACGUCAAGUGGCGGACGAAGACGCGACUGGCGCAUCACUGGGCGCCGGCGCUGUAUCUGUUCGUGUAUGCGAUCCGGGCGCUGUCAGACCCGGGGUUGGUUUUGGAAGGGAAUGUGGAUCUGGUUUCGCGCAAGAGCGCAGAGGAUAAACAGACAGACAGCGACGGCAGCAAAUCGGCGGGUGUGGGUGGAGGGCAGGCGUUGGCACAGGUUCCAGAAGCGGCAAGCGAGGCGGGGGUGCCGGAUAUUCCGAACCCGUUCCCCAGCAACCACAUCAUCAACCUAAUUGUAGCAGAGCUGGACCUCAGUCUGGCCACAUUCCUGGCACCGGCGUACCCGAUGCUGCUGCUAAAGAUCUUUGCAGGCAAUUCGCAGCAGUAAUAAUGAGUAAAAUAAAUGCUUUUAAACA
Linderina pennispora is the source of this 3146-nucleotide messenger RNA. RefSeq lists its product as uncharacterized. The record is from RefSeq and is a predicted model, not a curated record. The transcript has 5 exons. The coding region runs from base 308 to 3118 and encodes 936 amino acids. NCBI's taxonomy places the organism in Eukaryota, Fungi, Kickxellomycota, Kickxellomycetes, Kickxellales, Kickxellaceae.